Molecule: messenger RNA, 2358 nt
Organism: Galeopterus variegatus (Sunda flying lemur)
Lineage: Eukaryota; Metazoa; Chordata; Mammalia; Dermoptera; Cynocephalidae
Product: zinc finger protein 717-like
Biological process (GO): negative regulation of transcription by RNA polymerase II
Molecular function (GO): DNA-binding transcription repressor activity, RNA polymerase II-specific
Source: RefSeq, a predicted model, not a curated record
CUUGAGUUGAGGAGAAAUGUGCUGUUACAGGGGUUAGUGUCUUUUGAGGAUGUUGCUGUGUACUUCACAUGGGAGGAGUGGCAGGACCUUGAUGAUGGACAGAGGACUUUGUACUGGAAUGUGAUGCUGGAGACAUACAGCAACCUGGUGUCAUUGGGGUACUGCAUUACCAAACCUGAAGUGGUCUUCAAGUUUCAGCAAGAAGCAGAGCAAAGGACAAUAGAGGAGUACUGGAAUUUGAAGUUAGCGUAUGUUCAGAUAGUCAAAGCUCUAAUUACAAAAAGCCAAGAACGUCAUGAUACACAUUUGCAGGAUGUUGUAAUUACCAACAGCAAUACAUCAACUGAGGAGAGAGUUGAAAUAGAACAAGCAUUUCAUUUGAGCUCAAACCAUAUUUCAAAUUCAAUUAUAAAUAGUGAAAAGUAUUUAGGAAUGAGGUGCAAAGAGUUCAUUGUAUGUCAGAAUGCACUUCCUCCUAGAGAGGCUGAUUGGAUGCAUGUUGGAGAGAAAUCUGAUGGUGGUAAUAUAACUGGGAAAUUGUGGAGACGUUGUGAGCAUCUUAAUCAUCAUUCCAAGAUUCAUGCUCAGCAGCAGGCUUUUGAAUAUAGUGGACAAUGGAAAUCCUUCAACACAGAGCCAAUAUUAUUGGAACAGAAGAAAGUGUAUAUGGGAGAGACAUCCUGUAAAUUUGAUUAUGGGAAAGUCUUUCAUAAGUCACCUAUUCUUGCCCAAGAGAUAAUUCCAGUGUCAGAGAAAGCUUUUCAGUUUGACAUAUUUUGGAGAAAGUUCUGUGAAAAUUAUGAACUCAUUGAACAGCAGAAAAUACACACAGAAGAGAAACCCUAUAAAUAUAGUGAAUGUGAUAAAUCAUUCAUGAAGAAAUUAUCCCUUACAAUCCAUAACAGAACACUUACAGGGGAGAAGCUAUAUGUGUGUAAUGAAUGUGGGAAAACCUUUCACAAGUCCUCAGACCUCAGCAGGCAUCAGAGAAUUCACACAGGUGAGAGACCAUAUGAAUGUAGUGAAUGUGGAAAAACCUUUCACCAGAAGUCACAACACAGCAUGCAUCAGAGAAUUCACACAGGUGAGAGACCGUAUGAAUGUAAAGAAUGUAGAAAAACUUUCUACUGUAAAUCACACCUCAAUGUACAUCAGAGAACUCACACAGGUGAGAAACCGUAUGAAUGUAGUGAAUGUGGAAAAAGUUUCUACCGUAAAUCAUGCCUCAGUAUACAUAAGAGAAUUCACACAGGAGAGAAACCAUAUGAAUGUAGUGAAUGUGGAAAAACCUUUCACCAGAAGUCACAACACAGCAUGCAUCAGAGAAUUCACACAGGUGAGAGACCAUAUGAAUGUAGUGAAUGUGGAAAAACCUUUCAACAGAAGUCACACCUCAGCAUGCAUCAGAGAAUUCACACAAGUGAGAGACCAUAUAAAUGUAGUGCAUGUGGAAAAACCUUUCACGAGAAGUCAAAUCUCAGGAAGCAUCAGAGAAUUCACACAGGAGAGAAACCAUAUGAAUGUAAAGAAUGUGGAAAAACCUUUCAACAGAAGUCACACCUCAGCAUGCAUCAGAGAAUUCACACAGGUGAGAGACCAUAUGAAUGUAGUGCAUGUGGAAAAACCUUUCACGAGAACUCAAAUCUCAAGAAGCAUCAGAGAAUUCACACAGGUGAGAAACCAUAUGAAUGUAAAGAAUGUGGAAAAACUUUCUACCGUAAAUCAUGCCUCAUUGUACAUCAGGGAACUCACACAGGUGAGAAACCAUAUGAAUGUAGUCAAUGUGGGAAAACCUUUCACAGGAAGUCACACCUCACCAGACAUCAGAGAAUUCACACAGAUAAGAACCAUAUGAAUGAAAAGAAUGUUCAAAAAUUUUCUAAAGUAAAUCAGACUUUAAUGUACAUCACAGUACUCACACAGGUGAGACACUAUAUGAAUAUAAAGAAUGUACAAAAUCUUUCUAACAUAACUAGGAUCUCAAUAAACAUAAGAAAAAUCACACAUAGAAAAGGCCCUAUGAAUACAAUGAGUGUGAAAAAAACCUUCAAAAGUAAGUCAAUCUUCAGCAUGCAUCAGAUUCACACAGAUGAGAAGCCCUAUGUAUGUAAUGAAUGUGGAAAACCUUUUCACCAGAAGUCAAACCUCAGCAAGCAUUGGAGAAUUUACACAUGUGAGAAUCUAGAUGAAUGUAAAGAAUAUAGGAAACCUUUCUACAGUAAAGCAGACCUCAGUGUACAUCAAAGAACUCACACAGUUGUGAAACCAUAUGAAUGUAAUGAACGUAGAAAAUCUUUCUACCAGAAAUCAAACCUUAUUAGUCAUGAGCUCACUUCAGGAUUCAUCAGAGAACUCACA